Fusarium keratoplasticum is the source of this 2019-nucleotide messenger RNA. RefSeq lists its product as uncharacterized. Gene Ontology annotation, cellular component: nucleus. Bases 1 to 2019 code for a protein of 672 amino acids. Gene Ontology annotation, molecular function: transcription cis-regulatory region binding; DNA-binding transcription factor activity, RNA polymerase II-specific; zinc ion binding. The transcript has 5 exons. NCBI's taxonomy places the organism in Eukaryota, Fungi, Ascomycota, Sordariomycetes, Hypocreales, Nectriaceae. Gene Ontology annotation, biological process: positive regulation of transcription by RNA polymerase II. The record is from RefSeq and is a predicted model, not a curated record.
AUGGGAACAAAACGCUCUAGAAGUGGUUGCUGGACAUGCCGCGAACGCCAUCAGAAAUGUGACGAGACGAAGCCGGCAUGCUUGAAUUGCCGCAUACGAGGUGCUGAAUGUGGGGGCUACGGCAUACGUCUCGCCGAGUUCACUGUCCGCGGCGAUGGCCAAAUGGUGUCCAAGAUGACUAGAGGAGGCCCUCGCCAGUCAAAGGACCGGGACCGUAAUCCGAACAAGAAGCCAAAGCAUCGAGAAUCAGAGGCGGGUGAUGUUGAAUGUGCGUCAAAUGCGACGCAAGACAUCAGUCAUCGAGGCACGCCGAUGAAUGAUGGCUCGGUUCCAUCGAGUAGCCCUGGAGUUGACCCGACCAAUCCGCCCCUUAACCCCAAGGCAAACUUGGAGUCGAACCUGGGAGUGGCCAGAGAAGAGGAUUUGACCCAGAUUGCCGAUAAUAUCUCAACUUCUAGCCAUCACUCCAUCGCUAAUCUCUCUCCAGAACGCAGUGAUGAAAGUCAGAUUAAUUCCGCUACACAAGAGUCGGCCGCUGGUGUUCACGAGGUCACACAAGACGCUGAAGAUACGUGGCAGAGCCAAGAUGACCCGGACACGUAUGAUGAUGUAGUCUUACAGUUCCCUGGCGAUGUAGCCCACAUACCGUCCCUUGAUCUUGAGGCCGUCAUCGGGUCGUUGGCUGUGCAUGCUGAUCCAGUGGACCACUUCAUUGAUGACCCUACACUUAACUUUGGGUUAGAUCCUGCGAAAGAUGACCAAGAAGAAGGGGAGCUAGGGUUCGAUGAUGCCGAAGAGCCACAGGCGGCCGACCGAAUAUUGUCACGGUUCAGCGGCAGCUCAUCUCUGCCACCCACGCCAAGUGACCCUUUCGAACAAUAUUUAUUCUGCCAUUACAUGGAAAACUUAUCUAUGUGUCUCUACCCUAUCAGACCAGAUCUCAAUCCAUACCGCGAGAUAUACGGGGCCCUCGCCGCUCGAUCGUCUCCGCUCCGAAGCACGAUAAUGUUCGCCUCAGCUUUCCAUCUCGCAAACCUGGGAAGGCUACCCAAGUUUGCAAUUCAGCCAUACCGUAAAGCCAUGAGAGAGGCAUUCCGAAAAGCCCUGGCCGCGGAAACUGAUAUUGAGGGACUCGCCGCUACGGCUCUGCUAUCGGUGGUCUUUGACGUUAUUGGGACUGGCCUGGAUGCUUGGAGCUCGAAGCUCGUCGGCUGCAGGCGACUUCUGGAGAGUGCCAUUCUCAGGUCAAAUGGGACCGUGGGUGCUUCCCUACAAUGCAUGGUCGUUCAGUACAACUGGGCUGCCGUUAUGAGCCGUACACUCCUUAGGGACGUCAAGCCCAAGGAUGUAAUUGACGAGCUGAGCACCGUUGUUCGUGCGUCUGAUAUCCAGCUGGAUGAUGAUGAACGUACCCAGGGGGCCAAGAGUCAAUCCCUCUGGUGGCACAACCUCCCUGACCAUACCAUGCACUUGAUGCUCCGCGAGGCAACAGAUCUCGCCAGCCAGAUUCAUCAUCUGAAGGUAACCUGCAGCCCAGUAGACGAUAUCCUGCAGCUCAUGCCUCAAGCUGGCGACCUCGUGGAGCGAUUGAAGAACUGGGAUCCAGAUGUUUCCAUGGUAGAUCUCGAGUUUGUGGAUUCGGUCGAGCACUUCAACGCCAUCUGGCAACAGGGUAUGCUCUGUUUCGUCUACCAUGAGAUCUACGCGCUCAGGUCCGAGGACAUGCGUAUCCAAAGAUGUGUAGACGCCGCCAUUGAGCCACUGAAGAAGCUCUCUUGGCUGCAAGCUUGUCUUUUCCCCCUAUUCAUGCUCUCAGUGCAUGCCCAGACACACGAGGCGCGGUUGGCGGCGGAAAAUGCCCUUAACAAAAUGCAUUCGUCGCUGGCAUUCCAGACGCCAUUUUCCAUGCUACUCUCCCUUAAGAACAUUUGGGAGUUCUCCGACUCACAUGGUGCUGGCAACUCCAAGUGGAGGGACUUGGUUAAGAACCUGUCGAUCGAGCUAAACAUAUUGCUGUGA